CUUUUUUUUAUUUUUUUUAUUGUUAACAAUUUUUUCUAUUUGCCGCCAGUAGACGAGACAAUGUGUGGACUACAAUAGCGUUCUUUUUCCCCCGGACUUCUCCUUUACCUUGGAAAAAAUCCUAGUGGACAGGGACUAUGUUCUAGACUCAAGGUGUCUCCGAUAUGCUCUGUAGCACACAUAGUCUUGUGUUCUUGCUGAGGGCACAUUGAACAGUUCCCUGAUCAAAACUUCUGUUCUGAACUUCUUCCUCUUUAAUUCUUUUUUUUUUUUUUUGCCACACCGACAAUUUCCUUCUCACUGUGAUUAUUCCUCUGAGUUGACCUCACCAUAAGUGGCCAACAAGUGUGGAAAAGAGAGACUUAGGCUCAUAAUCAUGGGUAUCGAAGCACUCGAUUUCCCCCAAAUGUGGGAACGUCCCAGCUAUACUCAACUAGCAGACAUUCUCCAGAGUCUCGAACUUAGCCCUCCAAUAUGGAACCACAAGCGUCGUCGCUCUGAGAUCAUCGAGGAGCAAGAAUCUCUCGCCAGCCAGCGCAAGGCAGAAGUCACUCGUUAUCUCUCCUCUAUCAUCAAGAGCCCCUUAUCAUGGAUCGACGACGAUGAUGAGAAGGAGGUUCUCUGGACGCAGGCAAGCAAGCGCAUGUCGGAGCGGUGUGGACGCACGGCUAUGGGAGAGGUUAUUCGCAGAUGGCCCUUUGGAGAGGGAAACGAUGAGUUCGAGUUGAUCAUUCGAGAACCGGCGCUUACCGGAGAUUCUUUGGGUUUCAAGACUUGGGGGUCUUCAUACGUGCUAUCACAGCAUCUUCCUCGCAUGGCGGAAACAUCACUAUUUCGAUUAUUCGAUGAGACGUUGGGUCAACCGCGACCUGAUGUCAUCGAACUCGGCUCCGGGACUGGUCUCUUGGGUCUUGCCGCAGCAGCUCUAUGGAAAGUUCCCGUAGCACUCAGCGAUCUUCCUAACAUCGUUCCAAAUCUCAGAGAGAACGUGGCCAAGAACACUGAGCUUGUCAAGUCUCGCGGGGGAUCACUCACAGUUGGCGAUCUCACCUGGGGAGGGAGCGAAGACGAGGUCGAUCAGACCCUGUUUGGGCAACCGCAUCAGUUCAAGAUUGUCCUCGCGGCUGAUCCCAUGUACGACGAUGAACACCCAGCGCUUCUCGCCUCAGCCAUCAGCGACCACCUUGCUCUUGGCUCCGAUUCACGCGCUGUCGUCAUGGUCCCCCGUCGAGAUGCUACCACAGAACGUCUCCUCGAGUCGUUCCGCCAGGCUAUGCUUGACCUCGAAACCCCCUUGUUCUGUGAAGAAGAGGACGAACUUGCGGGACAGGACGACUGGGUUGAGGACGAUGACGCGGGCAAUGUGCGGUGCUGGCUGGGUGUCUUCAGCCGUGGUGGCUCACCGCCGUCUCAAGUCGGUGAUGCAGUACCCAUAUAGCACUCUAACUGGCCACGGCAGCCAGUGAUUAACAGAGAAAGGGAGAGUCAGGUGCUUGAAGAAGAGACGAAGUUGAUACAGUGGAAAAUAUCAGACGAACUAGACAUAGACACUGAGCGAGUGAGGAAGCAUAGCCACAAUAGAGACCAAUGAUUUUAUGCAAGCAAUUGCACUGUUUGAGUCAUGGAUCUCCCGUGA
Messenger RNA from Fusarium oxysporum Fo47, 1636 nucleotides. Its product is annotated as putative methyltransferase-domain-containing protein. The coding region runs from base 377 to 1438 and encodes 353 amino acids. NCBI's taxonomy places the organism in Eukaryota, Fungi, Ascomycota, Sordariomycetes, Hypocreales, Nectriaceae. The transcript is spliced from 2 exons. The record is from RefSeq and is a predicted model, not a curated record.